AUGACGGUGGCGAUUCCGACUACCUUUGGCAAUCAAUGUCCCGCAAAUAGUGUGGGAGUGGUAAAUACAUUGUUAUCAAUCUUGGUGGAAUCUGUGUUGAGAGGUCAGUGUAGUUUGGAAAAGGAGGGAAACUAUGCUCCGGACUAUGCCGAAGAGGCUGUGAGGAGGCGUUCGGUGGAAAAUUACGAUUUUAUUGUAGUAGGGGCUGGUUCCGCAGGAUCGGUAUUGGCCAGCCGUUUAAGUGAAAACCCAGAAUGGAAAAUAUUGUUAUUGGAAGCUGGCGCUGAUCCACCACAGGAGGCGGAGAUCCCAGCUGUAUUCCCCAGUCUCCAGCACACCAACUACACCUAUAAUUAUUUUGUGGAACCUAGCGCCCGAGCCUGCAAGGCUUAUAAAAAUGAUCGCUGCUAUUGGCCAAGGGGUAAAAUGGUGGGCGGUUCUGGAGCCAUCAAUGCCCUGAUGUAUAUCAGAGGCAAUCGUGAGGACUAUGACAGCUGGUUAGACUUGGGCAAUCACGGUUGGGGUUUUGAUGAUCUCUGGCCUUAUUUUAAGAAGUCUGUUCGGCCCCAUGAUAACUUGAGCCACCCUAAGGGUUAUGUGGAUAUUGGAGAAUUUCAUCUCUAUGAUAAGGAUAUUUUGGAUUUAAUUUACCGCGGAGCUGAGGAAAUGGGCCAGCCGAUACACAAGAGAUUUACGCAUGAUCAUAUCUUGGGUUAUUCUCGCCUAUGGGGUACGGUGAAAAAUGGUCAACGCACCACAUCGGGUAAGGGGCAUUUGGGUAGAGUCGCAUCGCGAAGGCCAAAUUUGAAAAUCAUUAAAAAUGCCCAGGUGACAAAAGUGAAUUUUGAUGAGUUCGGCAAACAGGUCACCUCGGUGGAUUUUAUUUUAAACCAAAAUAUUCAAAUGUCCGCCAAAGUCACCAAGGAGGCCAUACUCUCAGCUGGAGCAAUCGAUACCCCUAAACUGCUGAUGCUAUCCGGCAUAGGACCCCAAGAGGUUUUAGAACCUUUAAAUAUUCCCGUUUUGCAUGAUUUAAAGGUGGGCGAGAAUCUCCAAGAUCAUGCAGUGGCCUGUGCAUUUCUCAAACUCAAUGGAGAACCGUUGGAUAAAAAUAUUCUCUCCGAUUCUCUCUAUCAAUAUUUAUUACAUCGCGAAGGACCCUUAAGUACCAUUGGGGUGAUGAGCAUUGCUGGCUUUGUGAAGCUAAAUCGAACCAACUCGGAAUAUAAUUCCCACCCUGACAUACAAAUCUUGCAUGCCAUUGCCAGGAUUGGAGAUGUGGCUACCUUAAACACCUUCCUGGUGGGGCAAAGUAUCAAGGAUGAGCUGCGAUACCAUUUGCUGGAAGUCCAAAAACAUCAUCACGUUAUGGUGGUAUUUAUACUACUCUCAAAGCCCAAAUCUCGUGGUAACCUUCGCAUAAAAUCCACCUCCCCUCAAGAACCACCAAUAAUAAAUGCCAAUUAUUUUGAACAUCCCGACGAUUCGGAAACUCUAAUUGAGGGACUAAAAUACCUAAGCGAUUUUGUCAACACCACAGGAUUCCGUCGAAAAAAUGCCGAUAUUAUUCAACUUCCCUUGGAGGAAUGUAAUCGUUUGCUAUUCAAAUCUGCGGAAUAUUGGAAAUGUUAUUUGAAAUAUAUGUCUACGACAUGUUAUCAUCCGGUGGGUACGGCAAAAAUGGGUCCAGCGGAUGAUGAGAGCUCUGUUGUGAAUCGCAGACUCCGAGUGAGGGGUGUCGAAAAUCUUCGAGUGGUAGAUGCCUCGAUUAUGCCUCUGCUUACCAGUGUCAAUACAAAUGCUCCCACCCUGAUGAUUGCCGAAAAGGCAGCGGAUCUUAUCAAGGUGGAUUGGGAAGAAAUUUAG
Musca vetustissima is the source of this 1866-nucleotide messenger RNA. Its product is annotated as glucose dehydrogenase [FAD, quinone]-like. Bases 1 to 1866 code for a protein of 621 amino acids. Gene Ontology annotation, molecular function: ecdysone oxidase activity; flavin adenine dinucleotide binding. The record is from RefSeq and is a predicted model, not a curated record. Lineage: Eukaryota; Metazoa; Arthropoda; Insecta; Diptera; Muscidae. The transcript is spliced from 2 exons.